This is a messenger RNA of Paramecium pentaurelia, 797 nucleotides long. Lineage: Eukaryota; Ciliophora; Oligohymenophorea; Peniculida; Parameciidae. The record is from the annotation of a GenBank genome assembly.
AUGAAUAAAUUCUUAAAAUUAAUUGGAAAAGACACAGAAAAAUACAAAAAGGUUUCUUACUUUUUUUUAUAAGGUUAAAUAACAAGUUCAAUGUAAGAUUUAAAGAAGAUUGUUUAGGACUUAUAAAGUUUAUAAAGCAUUGAAAAAAUUUAAGCCAGAAAAUUCAAAGGCAAUGGCUUUGAUUAUCAAUUCAACAGGAGGAAGUCUUGCUCAUGCACAUAUAAUAUAAAGGAAAUUUGAUUUAGUAAGAAAAAGAUACAAUAUUCCAUUGUAUACAUUUGCAGAAGACUACGCUUUGUCUGGAGCAUUUUAUUUGUUGUGUAUGGGAGAUAAAAUAUUUUGUAAUAAAACUUCAAUAGUUGGAGCAGUGGGAAUAUAAAUUUAAACCUUAAAUAUCCUUAAAUUAUUAGAGUAUUACAAAUUGGAAGUCCGUACUUAUAAUUCUGGUGUUAAUGAGACAUUUUUAUAGUAAAUAGAUCCUUUAAAUGAGAAUACUUCAACACAUAUAUUAGAAAAUGUUAGUGCUUAAUAAAAUUAAUAAUUACAAUUAUAGAUAAGAUAAAUGAUUGGAAAUAGAGAAAAUAAAGAAAUAAUAUUAAAUGGGUCUAUAUAUAAUGGAUAAUAAUUAUUUGAAGAUUUAAAGUAUUGAUUAAUAUAAAAUUAAUAGAUUUAGUAAUGGUAUAGGGUAAUAUUUAAAUAUAUUAGCCAAAGAAUAUCCAUAAAAUAAAUUAGAAAAUGCUACUUAAAAAACUUAGAGAGAAAAAAUUAUAGAGUUCUUUUAAAGUAAGUUAAAUUGA